UGAUGUACCCCUAUGUGCCUCAGAAUGAUGAUGAACUGGAGCUGGUGCCCGGUGACUUCAUCUUCAUGUCGUCUACAGAACAGGCCACUGCCAGUGAGGGCUGGGUCUAUGGGACCUCGAUGAGCACAGGGUUAUCUGGGCUACUGCCAGAAAACUACGUCAAUAGGGCAGACGAGUGUGAUACUUGGGUCUUACAUGGGUCUUUGUCUUUCCUUAAUGUAACCCCCCCAACCGAUAUCAGGGGUGCAGUGGGUGGGAUUUUUCUUGACCCACACUUGGACGGUCGUCUCUUUGAUGACCCCAUGCCAGUGGAUCCCAACAAUCUGAGCGUUAUAUGUCAACCUAUGCAGAUCCUACGCCCCAAUCAGUCUCGAUUGCCUAAGAGAACGUUGUUUGUGUGUCGCCAUGGUGAGAGAAUGGAUGUAGUAUUUGGGAAACACUGGAUCACUCAGUGCUUUGAUGCCAAAGGUCGGUAUGUGCGGUCAAACCUCAAUAUGCCACUGAGUCUCCCAGCGAGAAAAGUAGCAACUGUAUCCAGCAAUCAAAGUCGAUGGGUGAGACAGGUGUUUGGCAGCUUGUGGAUCCACCCAUCCUGCCGCUCACGCAUGGACCCAAUCACAGCUUUAACUGGAGAGAAGCGCUGCUGCAGGACUGAGGAGGCUCUGCAACUUUUACUCUCACUGCUCCUCCUCCAAAGGCAACAGAAACGUGCUUACAAGUCACAUCAUCACAGACCUGCAUUAUAG
Sinocyclocheilus grahami is the source of this 746-nucleotide messenger RNA. Its product is annotated as ubiquitin-associated and SH3 domain-containing protein B-like. Lineage: Eukaryota; Metazoa; Chordata; Actinopteri; Cypriniformes; Cyprinidae. Gene Ontology annotation, molecular function: protein binding. The coding region runs from base 3 to 746 and encodes 247 amino acids. The record is from RefSeq and is a predicted model, not a curated record. The transcript has 6 exons.